GUUCCCUCAUUUCCCCCUACGCAACUAGAAAUUCUAAUGGGGGGAUAAGGAAGGGAAUUUCAGAGUCAGAGUGGAGGAAGACCAACAAGCUCCAGUUGCUUCAGUUUUGCCUGGGAAGCAGGAGAUCACAACCCUGCAUCCCCUGUGCCUCCUCUCCACCCCAAGAGUGCUUUGACAGAUCUUCAAAUCCCAGCUGAGUUGGAUGUGUAUUUUGUACCUUGUUAAUUUAGAAUGACCCACUCAUCCCCGUUUGCCCAGAACUUUACUGGUUUUAGCACUCAAAUACCCAUGUCCAGAAAACUCAUCUCAGGUCCCAGACAAACCAUUGAUGGUUGGUCACCCUAGCUGUGAUGUUCAUGCCAUUGUUUCUAAGCCUGAGGUUGCCAUCUCAUUUUAGAGUCACUUCUCUCAUGUGAGCACAUAGUAGGCACUUGGUAAAUGAGUCUGUGGAUGGACACAAAGGAACCUCGGUUGUAGGCAGCUGCAGAUUCCUGGCCUGGAGAACAGGAGACCUGUGUUCUGGUCCUGGCGCUGCCAGGUUUGCAGCGGUGUGAUCCUAGGAAAGUGGUUUCUCACUCUAGGUAUGUUUCCUCCACUGCAAAAUAGGGGAACUUUAGUCAUUUCUGCCUCUGCUGUGAUACUGCUCUCCCUGUACAUGGGAUUAUGUUCUGAUGUCACUUCCACUCAGCUUUCUCUCUCUCUCUCUUGCCUCUUGCUUUUUACCCCCUUCAAAUAUAUAUAUAUUUAGUAGAUCAAUAAUUUAUGUAAGGGCAGGUUGGUAAUGGAAUUGCUGAUGGGCCAGGUUUAUGCAGAGUGCUUCUGUGAGAGCAAUAGAGUUUGGACCUUGAACCAAGCAGCUGUGGCUGGGAGUUGGAGCAUCAAGUCUCUGUCUUCAGCUAAGUGUGUGUAAUGACCUAAUUUGCUCUUUGUGCGUGCCUGGGAGGGAGGGGGGUGGGCAUAGGGAGCCUGCUGUUUAGGAAUUUUCCUGGGUGGAUGAGGGGGUACCCUGGGAAAUAGGAUUUUAAAGCUUCUUGUCCACUGGAGGGAGUUAUUUCCAGCUGAGAUAGUGCCCAGGAAAGAGCAUCCCAGGGUCUUAUUCGGUAUUCUAGCACAGAAGAAGGAAUAAAAUGAGAAAUACCAGGACUUGGGCUGGAACCUGUGGCCAACUUAGGGUCAGGAAGCUGCAUUUUUCUGUUCCUGGUUCUGCCACGUGCCGUCUGUGGAACUAGGGGCACAUUGUGUAACCUCUCUGAGCCUCGGUGUUUGUCUCUAAUUUUCCUUUUUAAUGGAGUGAGUCUGCACUGCCUACCUCACAGGGUGGUGUGAUUCAAUGAGGUGACAUAGGUGGGAGUUCACUGAAUGAAUGAAAUGUCAGUUGUUACCACUAACUUUAAUCUUUGGACCUGUAUGAUGGGGUCUGAUUCAUGGGGGGAGGGAAGUGGAGAGAAAUUUGGGGAUUUUGUCUGCUUAGUUCUUCCAAUAAUGUCAUCAGUACCCCCUGGCUCUGAACAAGAUAGGAAGGGUAGGUUUGAGGGAGGUACUACUUCUUUGGUUAGAAGACACCCCAGCCUAACUUCCUCUUUGACAAUAUUCCUGACUUUUGGAAAAAGCUUUUCCUUGGCUAUAAAGUCUGCUCCUUCUGCCCUCAUUUCCAAAUUUUGGGGGCAAUGGAGCAAGAACUCUGCUUGAACCCCUCAGCUAAGGCCAGCCAGAUACCCCUUCCUACCUAGAGGGGGCUUUCUCAUGCGACUGAGUGUCUCCCUCUGGGGCUGCAGGCCUGUGAAGGGUUAAGCGAGCCACACCCUCAGCAGGAACAGCCUCGGACUUUGUGCUGAGCAGCCAUCUCAGGGCUCGCCUGGCCUGACUGGCACAGGGAGCCCUGGCUGGAGGAGGCUGCACAGAGGAAGGUCAGCAUCGUGGACGCUGGGAAGAAGAGGGUCGAAUAUCUCCUGUCUUCCUUGACACCAUGGACAGCUCCCAUUAACGAGGGCACCUCUCCAGCCUUGGGGCCUGGGACUCCUAUGCCCCCUUCCUGUCGAAUUGGGAUUUCAUCCACCAGUCUCCAAGAGACACUGAAGUUACACCCUAGUUCCAGUAUUGGCUACUGGCCUCUAAAGCUGAGCAGACAUCAACAAACUGAUCCCAGGAUCAGCUGCUCCUCUGGACAUGACUCUCCUGGAAGGGUCCAUUGGGGUGGAGGACCUUGUGCUCCUGGAACCCCUGGAGCAGGAGUCUCUGAUCAAGAACCUUCAGCUGCGCUAUGAGAACGGGGAGAUUUAUACCUACAUUGGGAACGUGUUGGUCUCAGUGAAUCCCUACCAACAGCUGCCCAUCUAUGGCCCAGAGUUCAUUGCCAGAUACAGGGACUAUACCUUCUACGAGCUGAAGCCCCAUGUCUAUGCACUGGCAAAUGAGGCAUACCAGUCACUGAGGGACCAGGACCAAGACCAGUGUAUCCUCAUCACGGGCGAGAGUGGAGCUGGCAAGACAGAGGCUAGUAAGCUAGUGAUGACUUACGUGGCGGCUGUCUGUGGGGAAGGGGAACGGGUGAACUCUGUGAAGGAACAACUGCUUCAGUCAAAUCCAGUGCUGGAGGCUUUUGGCAAUGCCAAGACCAUUCGCAACAACAACUCCUCUCGAUUUGGAAAAUACAUGGAUGUUGAGUUUGACUUCAAGGGAUCCCCCCUUGGUGGCAUCAUCACAAACUAUCUGCUUGAGAAAUCCCGCGUGGUGAAGCACCUUGAAGGAGAAAGAAACUUCCACAUCUUCUAUCAGCUACUGGCUGGAGCAGAUCCAGAGCUGCUGAAGGCCCUGAAGCUUGAGCGGGACACAAAUGGCUAUGCCUACCUGAACCCGGGGGCAUCCAGGGUGGAUGGCAUGGACGACACUGCCAACUUCAAGGCCCUCCAGAGUGCGAUGACUGUGAUUGGGUUCUCCAAGGAGGAGAUUCGGCAGGUGCUAGAGGUGGUGGCCCUGGUGUUGAAGCUGGGGAAUGUGGAACUGGCAGACGAGUUCCAGGCCAAUGGGGUACCAGCAAGUGGCAUCCGUGAUGGGAGAGGUAUUCAAGAGAUUGGGGAAAUGGUGGGUUUGAAUUCAGUGGAACUAGAGAGAGCUUUGUGCUCAAGGACCAUGGAAACGGGCAAAGAAAAAGUGGUCACUGCACUGAAUGUCGUCCAGGCUCAGUACGCUCGGGAUGCUCUGGCUAAGAACGUCUACAGCCGCCUUUUCACCUGGCUGGUGAAUCGAAUCAAUGAGAGUAUCCAGGUGGGCACUGGGGAGAAAAGGAAGGUCAUGGGGGUCCUGGAUAUCUAUGGCUUUGAAAUAUUAGAGGAUAAUAGCUUUGAGCAAUUUGUGAUCAACUACUGCAAUGAGAAGCUACAGCAGGUGUUCAUAGAGAUAACGCUGAAAGAGGAGCAAGAGGAAUAUAAGAGAGAGGGCAUACCGUGGGUGAAGGUGGACUACUUUGAUAAUGGCAUUAUCUGUAACCUCAUUGAGGAUAAUCAACGAGGCAUCCUGGCCAUGCUGGACGAGGAGUGCCUGCGGCCUGGGGUGGUCAGUGACUCCACCUUCUUAGCAAAGCUGAACCAGAUCUUCUCCAAGCAUGGCCACUAUGAGAGCAAAGUCACCCAGAAUGCCCAGCACCAGUAUGACCACAGCAUGGGCCUCAGCUGCUUCCGCAUCUGCCACUAUGCGGGCAAGGUGACCUACAACGUGAACAGCUUCAUCGACAAGAAUAACGACCUGCUCUUCCGGGACUUGUCCCAGGCCAUGUGGAAGGCCCAGCACCCCCUCCUUCGGUCCUUGUUUCCUGAGGGUGAUCCAAAGCAGGCGUCUCUCAAACGCCCCCCAACUGCUGGGGUCCAGUUCAAGGGUUCUGUGGCCAUUCUCAUGAAGAACCUGUAUUCCAAGAAACCCAACUACAUCAGGUGUAUAAAGCCCAAUGAGCAUCAGAAGCGAGGUGAGUUCUCCUCGGAGCUGGUGGCCGUCCAGUCUCGGUACCUGGGGCUGCUGGAGAAUGUGCGGGUGCGACGAGCAGGCUAUGCCUACCGCCAGGCCUACGGGUCCUUCCUGGAAAGGUACCGAUUGCUGAGCCGGAGCACUUGGCCUCGCUGGGACGGUGGAGACCGGGAGGGGGUCGAGAAGGUCCUGGGGGAGCUGAGUGUGUCCUCAGAGGAGCUGGCCUUUGGGAGGACAAAGAUCUUCAUCAGAAGCCCCAAGACUCUUUUCCACCUGGAAGAUCAGAGGCGCCUACGAAUCCAUCAGCUGGCCACACUCAUACAGAAGAUGUACCGAGGCUGGCGCUGCCGCGUCCACUACCAACUGAUGCGCAAGAGUCAGAUCCUCAUUUCCUCUUGGUUUCGGGGCAACAUGCAAAAGAAACGCUAUGGGAAGAUGAAGGCAUCAGCAUUGUUGAUCCAGGCUUUUGUGAGAGGUUGGAAGGCUCGCAAGAAUUAUCGGAAGUACUUCCGGUCAGGGGCUGCCCUCACCUUGUCAGAUUUCAUCUACAAGAGCAUGGCACAGAAAUUCCUCCUGGGGCUGAAGAACGAUUUGCCGUCUACCAAUGUCUUGGACAAAAGGUGGCCAGCUGCCCCUUACAAGUACUUCAACACAGCUAACCACGAGCUUCAGAAGCUCUUCUACCAAUGGAAGUGCAAGAAAUUCCGGGAUCAGCUGUCCCCGAAGCAGGUAGAGGUCCUAAGGGAGAAGCUCUGUGCCAGCGAACUGUUCAAGGGCAAGAAGGCUUCAUACCCCCAGAGUGUCCCUAUUCCAUUCCACGGUGACUACAUUGGGCUGCAAGGAAACCCCAAGCUACAGAAGCUGAAGGGCAGGGAGGAAGGGCCUGUUCUGGUGGCUGAGACUGUGAUGAAGGUCAACCGUGGCAAUGGCAAGACUUCCUCUCGAAUUCUCCUUCUGACCAAGGGGCAUGUGAUUAUCUCAGACACCAAGAAUUCCCAGGCCAAGAUUGUCGUCGCGCUAAACAGUGUGGCCGGGGUGUCAGUCACCAGCUUCAAGGAUGGGCUUUUUAGCUUGCAUCUGAGUGAGAUAUCGUCAGUGGGCUCCAAGGGGGACUUCCUGCUGGUCAGCGAGCAUGUGAUUGAACUGCUGACCAAGAUGUACCGGGCUGUGCUGGAUGCCACACAGAGGCAGCUUCCAGUCACCGUGACUGAGGAGUUCUCAGUGAGGUUCAAGGAGAGCAGCUUGGCUGUCAAGGUCAUCCAGGGCCCUGGGAGUGGUGGGAAUGGCAAGCUGAGCUGCAAGAAGAAGGGGAGUCGUUGCCUGGAGGUGACUGUACAGUGAGGAGGUGCAGCAGUUUCUUCUUCCUGGACCAGCACCGGCCCUACUCCCACCCACCCACCUUCGUGGGAGGCUCCCGUGCCUGAGCCCUCUGAUGGGAGGUGGGGCUCAGAGAGUGCAGAACCCUUGAAGAGGACCUUGCUUCUCCCAGUCCUUUCCAAUCCUCUCUCCAAACUUAGCUUCCUCCCGCCCUCAGCCUCUUUGCCCACUAAUAAAACAAGAGGCUUUGCAAACGUAUGGUCAUGUGGGUGGGUCCCUGUCCCCCCACCUUUUCACUGGCUUGUGCUUAGACCCUCUGCCCCCCUCCCUUUCCUCUCCUCAGGCUCCUUGGAGCCAGCUAAUGCAGAUAAUAAGAAUGAAGAAGAAGGGAAAUUGUCUCCGGGCUCCUUGACCGG
Messenger RNA from Globicephala melas (long-finned pilot whale), 5690 nucleotides. It is a transcript of the gene MYO1A, whose product is annotated as myosin IA. Lineage: Eukaryota; Metazoa; Chordata; Mammalia; Artiodactyla; Delphinidae. Gene Ontology annotation, biological process: vesicle transport along actin filament; sensory perception of sound; actin filament organization. Gene Ontology annotation, molecular function: actin filament binding; microfilament motor activity; ATP binding. The record is from RefSeq and is a predicted model, not a curated record. Gene Ontology annotation, cellular component: cytoplasm; myosin complex; plasma membrane.